AUGAAAAAAUUUAAAAGCACUUUGGAAAUUGCUCAGCAAGCCGAUUUAAUUAUUCAGCCGACCGGGCCGAGUGUGGAUGAUUGUGAACCGGCCGUGAAAGAAUUUCAUGCCUUAAAAGAAGCCGGAAUUAGUAAGAAAAAAUUAUUAUUUGUUCUGAACCAUUUAACCACUGCUGGUGAAGAAAGUAAUGCCCGUGAAUAUUUAACCCAAGCUGGUUAUUUAGUGUUGAAUACUGGUUUAAUCGAAAAAGCCUCCUACCGCCACGCCCAAAACCAAGGACUAGCGAUUACCGAAACAAUUUACCCCAGUUUAAAAAAGCAAGCCCAAAAAUUAAUUGAUGAAAUAAUUGACAAAAUUUAA
Ambispora gerdemannii is the source of this 360-nucleotide messenger RNA. The record is from the annotation of a GenBank genome assembly. Lineage: Eukaryota; Fungi; Glomeromycota; Glomeromycetes; Archaeosporales; Ambisporaceae.